AUGACCCAAUGGAAGAGCAAACUUCAAUUACCAGAAGACACAAGCUUGGAGCACUCAGCGGCACGGUCAAAAUUACGACUGGGGCUCUUUUCGUACCCUGUCCUGCAGGCCGCAGACAUCCUUGUACAUAGAGCUACCCACGUUCCCGUUGGUGAGGACCAGAGGCAGCAUCUGGAAUUUUCCAGGUACACUGCAAAUAGUUUCAAUCAUAUCUACAGUCAUAUUUUUCCGGCCCCGGAAGCCCUUAUAUCUCCAGCAAAGCGAGUGAUGUCUUUAAAAGAGCCGACCUUGAAAAUGUCCAAGUCUCACGCCGACCAGCGCUCGCGGAUUCUUCUCACUGAUGCCCCAGAGAGCAUCCACUCAAAAAUUAAAUCUGCACUCACAGAUUCAGAAAUUGGUGUAACUUAUGACCCAGUGCGCCGGCCGGGCGUUUCAAACCUCCUUGAGAUCCUCAGUCAUUUAGAGGGAAUAUCAUGCAAUGAGCUAGCUACCGAGCAUCAAUCAGCAAAUCUUCGGGUGCUAAAAGAACGUCUCGCGGACCGAGUAUCUAAUCACCUGCAGCCAAUACGAGAAAAAUAUCAUUCACUUAUGGGGGAUGAAACAGACUACCUAGACCAUGUUGCAGAGCAAGGUGCUCGGACUGCAAAAACCAGUGCUGAGCUAACUAUGCAGCAGGUCCGAGAGGUCCUAGGUCUUUGA
This is a messenger RNA of Aspergillus tanneri, 699 nucleotides long. It is a transcript of the gene MSW1, whose product is annotated as tryptophan--tRNA ligase MSW1. Gene Ontology annotation, biological process: mitochondrial tryptophanyl-tRNA aminoacylation. Gene Ontology annotation, cellular component: mitochondrial matrix; mitochondrion. Bases 1 to 699 code for a protein of 232 amino acids. The transcript is spliced from 4 exons. The record is from RefSeq and is a predicted model, not a curated record. Gene Ontology annotation, molecular function: tryptophan-tRNA ligase activity; ATP binding. Lineage: Eukaryota; Fungi; Ascomycota; Eurotiomycetes; Eurotiales; Aspergillaceae.